CAGUAGUAGUAUCACAUCACUGAUUCGCAAACAUGACAUCCCUGACGCUUGUGUUGCUGUUGACCAUUACCUGUGUCUUCGUAAGAAACUCUUAUGGCUGGUCAGCGACGAGGCAGUAUGUAGAGCUUGAGACAGACACCCAGUAUAACUACCAGUCAUUGCAGGAGGUGGAUGUGAAGAUAAGAUCACAAGCCACAUCCUUCAAGUUCAAAAUCCAGGCUUCAAAUGACGCCCACGUUGCUUUGCUCACCUAUGAUGGCGAAACGGGACAGAACAUGUACGAAAUCGUCCUCGGUGGAUUUAGCAAUACGCGAUCUAUAAUCAGAAACAGCAGACAGGGAACCAACAGGGUCGAAACAUUUCAUUCUCCUCUCAGUUCCACGGAAUUCCGCGACUUCUGGAUCAGUUGGGAAGGAGGUGUGAUAUCAGUGGGCACAGGGACGACUGUUGGCGCAGGACAGUUCAUGACCUGGACGGACCCAGCUCCCAAUGAGGUCAACUAUCUCGCCGUCACAACGGGGUUCGGGUCUUCUGGGUCCUGGCAGUUUGAUUCCGACAGCACCUUGUUGAGUGGGGUACCUAUAGCAGGUGUUGCAACAGACAAUGUCUACCAGUAUCAGUCUGUUACCACCCGUGGCGUCCGCUUGACACAAAGAGGUAACUGUAUUCCGGCCCUCGUGUUCUGGUUAUAACGG
Messenger RNA from Haliotis rufescens (red abalone), 695 nucleotides. RefSeq names its product C3 and PZP-like alpha-2-macroglobulin domain-containing protein 8. NCBI's taxonomy places the organism in Eukaryota, Metazoa, Mollusca, Gastropoda, Lepetellida, Haliotidae. The transcript is spliced from 4 exons. The record is from RefSeq and is a predicted model, not a curated record. Bases 33 to 692 code for a protein of 219 amino acids.